AAAACUUUUUUUUUUUUCAGCUAUUUGUUGUGAUAAGAGGAAAAUUCCCGGCAAGAAGACGAAGAAAGAAGAGAGCGCAACAUUAUGAAUAUUAUUAUCAGGAUGUGGAGCUGGUUAAGCGCAAUGAUGUUAAUAUGACAUCACCCACAUUUCCAAAGACUUCUGCGACAUCAGGGAAAAGCUUGACAAGAACAAUUGAUGUUGAAAACAAUAAGAACAAUGACAAAGUUUUAGGGAAAGCAGAAAAAAUUAAUGCUGCUAAAAUGAGUGUUGAGGAACCCCAGGCUCAUAAAGUCAUAAUACAAGAAGGAAAGCAAGUGACUGUGAAUGAUAAAGUUGGACAAUUGCCAGUUGUUGUUUUCAGCCCUCCCACAGAAAGUGUAAUUGAUAAUCAUGAUGUUCCCUACAUUGAGAUUCGAGAAAGUGAUAUCUCCAGCCAUGACGGUGCAAGGUUUUUAUCAUCUAAAUCUAACAUUGCCAUGUUUCCUUCAACUAUUGUUGAAGGAAACAUAGCAAAAGUUUCUCAGUCAGUAUUCAAAAAAUCAGAAAAUUUAAAAAGACUUGCCCCCACCCUACCUGCUCAAAAUCUUGCUUCUGCAGCACAAACUACAUGCAUGUCUAGUGACUUGAAGAAAAGCACAGUGGUCAAAGAAAGCACUUUUCCACAAGCACUCCAGAGUAAGCAAAAAAUAAUAGUCAAAACUGUAUCUUCCAUUAAUGAAACUGUCUUGUCUUCCAUUGCUAAGCCUGUCUCGUUAAAAUAUUUAGAAAACCCAAAUAAUCCAAAAUUAUUAAAAAGUCAUUUAAUAAGCCAAGAUACAGAUUCAACAAUAGAUUUUAAAGAAAAAAAAAAUUUAGGUGAAGCAAACUGCAUUGACAAGAAUGUACCAAUUAAGAAAGAACUCAAAGAAAAUGAGAACUUAUUGACCAGUAACGACAAAGCAAAUACUCCAUUAGCUGAGCGACAACUGCCAGAUAUGGAUGUGCUUGACUACUUUAGAAAUGAAAUGGUUGAGAAUAAUGAAAAGAUGUUUGUAAAUCCUAAAGUGAAUUUUGAACCAUCAUUUCUUUCUGAAAGAUGUGGCAAUUCUGGAGAUGAAAUACAAAUAAUCCAAAAUGAAGAGCCUCUUAGACAUACACAGAUACAUGUAUUGAGGAAUGUGAAGUCUAAUAAUACCAUUAUAGAAAAGGAAAUGACUAGCUGUGAAGUAGAAAUAGUAAAAGAAAUUAAUACUGAAGGCAUUGUUGAUACUGCAAAAGCUGGUAACCAAGGAAGUUCAAAAUCUGGUCCAGUGCCUGCUAGUAUUGUGAUUAAAGUUAAUACUGAGAUUACCCAAGGUAAGGCUUGCAGCAGUGACAAAAGUGAACAUAAAUUAAGUAAUGCUACAUUGAAUAUUAACAGUGUAUCAACUGGAAAGGAAACUAUGGUUGCUAAAGAGAGCAAUGUUAUGCCUUGGAAGAAUACACAGGUAGAAGAUGGAGUUCAGUUUGACGAGCCAAGCCAGAAAAUUAGUAAAAUUGGCAGCAUAACUAAAGCCCAUAUUAAAUCAAGUAGAAGAUGGGAUGAGGAUCUUAGAAGUUUUGCAGUAUGUAAUAAUACUGAUAGUAUAUCUAAAUCUGAAGUGAAGAAAAGGUCAAAAAGCUAUAAAGAGAAAUGUUCACAGAGAAAAAGUGCAAGUGAAGAAUCUUCAUUAUCAGAAAAUAACACAACCAAGACUUGUGUAAAGGACAGUACUUGUUUGAGAGUUGACAAUAAGCAGAGAGCAAUCAAAAUUAAAAAGGCAGUUUUGAGCACAGCUUUUGAUUUAUUAGAAACAGGAGGAUCAUUAACUGAUUUUGAAAGAACUCAAAAGCUAGAAGCGGCGAUGUUUGAGGACAAUCCUGCAGUUCAUUACAUGAGUGGAAAUACCAUUAUUGGUACAAAGGCUAAUCUUGAAGAAUUAUCGUGUAUACCUUCAGUUGCACUUAGAUAUUUCACAAUAGAUUCUUUUGAGCACAUCACAUUUCUGCUGGAGCACCACCAGAUGUGUCCUGGCCUUUGGUGCCAGAUUUGCCACAUUAUCCGGGCUGCUUAUGUACAUGUCACACUGUUCAAUCAUCGUUGCCCUGUGUGGUAUUCAUUUAUAAGACUUGUAAGCUGGCAUUCCCGAAUGUGUAAGAAAGUCAGCUGUUCAGUAAUCUUCUGUAACUUUGUGAAGCAUGAGCUGUACAUGUCUCAGAGUGAACUGAUUUUGUCAAAUCAUAACUUAAACGAGCAUAAAAUUUUAGAGACUGAGUUUAGCAAUUGUGUCAGUUUAGGGCCUCACAGUGCUGAACUGCACUGCAAUCACCACCAAGUUACAGAAUUGCCAAUUUCUUCUACAAAGAUCAAGAGUUUUCAUCAGGACAAUGUAGAGGCUCGUGCUCUCAGGCUGAUGAGUGAUGUCCUGCUGCCAAACAAACCUGAAGCUAAACAAAUUGUAACACCUAUAAUUUGGACUUUUAAGUUUGUUGCCUCAAACUGCAACCACAGUGCAAAACCCAUGAGCUAAGAUUGAUAUAUUAGUAUGUACUAAUAUUUAGGAUUGUGUAAUCUGUAUAUAAUGAUGUAGUAUAUAUUGGUAUAGUAAAUGGUUAAUUUUUUUUCAAA
This is a messenger RNA of Cherax quadricarinatus, 2629 nucleotides long. The record is from RefSeq and is a predicted model, not a curated record. Lineage: Eukaryota; Metazoa; Arthropoda; Malacostraca; Decapoda; Parastacidae.